AUGCCUCCUCGACGUGAAGGUCAACGAGCAAUCGAAGCUCAAAUGGCUCGAAUGUUAGAGACGGCGAUGCCCGCAAUCCAACAAGAAAUCAACAACGAGGUGGAACGCUAUCAAGCUGCUAUCCAAGCGUGGAACGAGCAACACGACCGGGUACCGCGUACUCGGAUGUAUAUCCACCGAGACCGUGAACAAGCUGGUUUGCGGCUUUUCAUGGAUUAUUUCUCUGCAGAUCCUCGAUGGAGUGAUCAGAUGUUCCGUUGCCGGUUCCGGAUGCGGAGGCAUGUGUUCCUGCGCAUUGUCAACGCAGUUGUGGCUCGUGACGCGUACUUUAUGCAAACCUUCGAUGCUGUCGGGCGGCAAAGUAUAUCGACUUUGCAGAAAUGCACAUCCGCCCUCCGCCAACUCGCUUACGGAACAACUGCAGAUAUGUUUGAUGAGUACCUCCAUGUGAGCGAGCAUACUGGACGCGCUUGCCUAGCCAAAUUUUGUCGGGCAGUGAUCGAAGCAUUCAAGGACACAUACUUGAGAAAGCCAACGUCCGACGAUGUUCGCAGAUUGGUGCGAAUGCACGAGGAGACCCACGGCUUCCCGGGGAUGCUGGGCAGCAUCGACUAUAUGCACUGGCAGUGGAAGAAUUGUCCAAUGGCUUGGAGAGGAGCAUUCACUAGCGGGCACAAGGGCACACAUCCAACGAUUGUGUUGGAGGCCGUUGCCGACUACCGGUUGUGGAUCUAG
Molecule: messenger RNA, 735 nt
Organism: Salvia hispanica
Lineage: Eukaryota; Viridiplantae; Streptophyta; Magnoliopsida; Lamiales; Lamiaceae
Source: RefSeq, a predicted model, not a curated record